GCUCUCUCCAUUCCUCCAUACUCAGAGUACACGUCUGAUUUUCUCUUUCGAUUCUUCCAAAAUCUGAGUCAGACUGCUCCCAGUGCCAUGAAUGGAGACGACGCCUUUGCAAGGAGACCCAGGUUUGUUUCUCAAAUACCAGAGACGGUGCAAAAGGUCUUCGAUGAUAUUGCCAAAUACUUCUCUAAGAAAGAGUGCGAAAAGAUGAAAGCCUGGGAGAAAAUCAUCUAUGUGUAUAUGAAGCUAAACUAUGAGGCCAUGACUAAACUAGGUUUCAACGUCACCCUCUCACCUUUCACGUGUAAUAAACGGGCUGCAGACCUCCAGGGGAAUGAUUUUGAUAAUGACCGUAACCGUGGGAAUCAGGGAGAAGUAUCAGCCCCUAGAAAGGGCCUUUCCAAGGAGGACUAUAUCAGGUCUGACAUUUUCAUGAUCAACAGCCAGCCAUCUACCAGUUCUCGCCAAUCCUAUCUGUAUUUCAUCAGCAAUGAACAGAACCAAGCUGGGAGCAUGAGAUGGGACGAGGGUCAGACUGCUCCCGGUGCCAUGAACGGAGACAACGACUGUGCAAAGAGAGCUAGGGAUGAUGCUCAAAUACCAGAGAAGAUACAAAAGGCCUUCGAUGAUAUUGCCAAAUAUCAGCAACGUAAUAAUAAAAUGAGGCUAUCGGGGUUUGUGCCUCCACUGGUGAUCAAGAAGGAUGAGAUUCGAGAGUCCAUUGAAAUCAUUAACAAGACCAUCAAGAGUCUUUCUGAGGGUAGCAGCUGUUUUCAGUGGUCGCUGCUGGAGACAGGUGGUCCCUCACCUGAGAUCAUGCCGAAAAACCCAGCAGAGGAAGGAAAUGAUUCGAAGGAAGUGCCAGAAGCAUCUGCCCCACAGAACCAUGGGAAACAGCUGUGCCCCCCGGGAAAUCCAAGUACCUCUCAGAAGAUUCACGAGACAUCUGGAAAUAGGGAGGCCCAAGAAAAGGAAGGUAGGCAAGGAAGAGCUCAUCGGUGGAGCAGUCAGAACACACACAACAUUGAUCGAUUACGUUCGUCAUCUUCUGUGGGCGCAGUUCUUAGUACCCCCAAAGCAUUUACACAGAAUAGGGACCCGAAACGGGGAAACAUGCCUGGACCCACAGACUGCGUGAGAGAAAGCAGGUGGUGAUUUAUGAAGAGAUCAGCGACCCUGAAGAAGAUGACGAGUAACUCCCCUCGGGGAUAUGACACAUGCCCAUGAUGAGAAGCAGAAUGUGGUGACCUUUGACGAACAUGGGUAUGGCUGCGGACCCCUCAUCAUCAGGUGUAUAGCAAGUGAAAGCAAGUGUUCACAACAGUGAAAAGUUGAGCAUCAUUUUUCUUAGUGUGCCAAGAGUUAGAUGUUAGCGUUUCUGUUGUAUUUUCUUACGCUGUGUCAUUCUGUUAGAUAUUAUCCUUUUCAUUGAUAAGCAAGACAUACUUAACGCAUAUUUCAGUUUGUGUAUCCAUGCAUCUACUUAAAAAGCAAGUAUCGUCAGGUAUUCUCUGCAUAGAACAGCACUACCCUCCUCUCUCCCCAGAUGUGACUACUGAGGGCAGUUCUGAGUGUUUAAUAUCAGAUUUUUUCCUCUGCAUUUACACACCACACAUGCACGCGCCUGCACACACACACACAAACACACACUCACACCAAGUACCACUAUAAGCAUCUCCCAUCUGCUUUACCCCAUUGCCAUGCGUCCUGGUCAAGCCCCCCUCGCUCGGUUUCCUGUUCAGCAUGUACUCCCCUCAUCCGAUUCCCCUGUAUCAGUUACUGACAGUUAAUAAACCUUUGCAAACAUUC
Messenger RNA from Symphalangus syndactylus (siamang), 1806 nucleotides. RefSeq lists its product as uncharacterized. Gene Ontology annotation, cellular component: nucleus. NCBI's taxonomy places the organism in Eukaryota, Metazoa, Chordata, Mammalia, Primates, Hylobatidae. The record is from RefSeq and is a predicted model, not a curated record. Gene Ontology annotation, biological process: regulation of DNA-templated transcription.